Messenger RNA from Diversispora eburnea, 141 nucleotides. Lineage: Eukaryota; Fungi; Glomeromycota; Glomeromycetes; Diversisporales; Diversisporaceae. The record is from the annotation of a GenBank genome assembly.
AUGAGAUUUGUUAAUGGAAACUCUGAUACGGGAAUCAAAGCGGAAUAUCUCAAAAUAAUCGCUCGUGGAUUGCUUUCGGCCGAUGGUUGGAAUGGAGUAACCAAUUCGAAGAAGGGACGUACUGAAGGGAGAAAAGCUUAA